Messenger RNA from Anisakis simplex (herring worm), 897 nucleotides. The record is from the annotation of a GenBank genome assembly. NCBI's taxonomy places the organism in Eukaryota, Metazoa, Nematoda, Chromadorea, Rhabditida, Anisakidae.
GAGAUGGACGAUCUUGUGGUUAAGUUGCGCGAGUUGGUGAACACGAACCCUGAAGAAGCGGCUCGACUGCACGUUCAGGCAGUCUCGAUUCUUGACGAAACUGAUCGUUUGAUAGAAUCGAAGUUACCCGAUGCGUCUUCGUGCCCUCAGUUCACUCCGUUUCCAAUGAAAGAAAGUAUCUUAAGACAUACGUUACGUAAUAAAGUGAUGCCCGAGAAAACGACCACAACGAUGCGUUUCACGACGUUCGCAGAUGUCGAAGAGACUGAACUCGUUGAACUGAAAGCCGAUGGUGUCGUAGAUGAACGAAAAGAGUUCAAUCACAAAAAAUCAUUCGGAGAGAAAAUUUCGAAUUUAUUUGCAUCUGAAAAUAGUAACGAAAAUGGUGACGAAACGAAACGCGACACGAAGAGACAAUCGAAUAAAUGGAAUUUGUUUUGUACGAACAAAGAGAAAGAAACGCAUUCGAAGACUGGUAACGAUGUGAGGGAUUUAUGGAAAACACAAUUUGAAUUCUUUCUGUCGAUAGUUGGUUUCACGGUAGGUGUUGGCAAUACAAUAAAAUUUCCUUCGUUAGCAUAUCAGUAUGGUGGAGGUGUUUUUCUGAUUCCAUAUUUCGUUUGUUUGGUUCUCUUCGGUCUUCCGAUUGUAUUCAUGCAUCUUUGCAUUGGUCAGUACUCAGGACUGUCAGCGAGCGGUGCGUUCUGGAAGAUGAUGCCAAUUGCAUCCGGCAUCGGAUGGACAUUAGUGGUGCUUGCGUUGCCGGUGUCCAUUUAUUACAACAUUAUUGUCGCAUGGUCUGUCUACUACUUUUGGUUCUCAUUGAAAGGCUUCUUUACGGGUGUUCUUCCGUGGAAUCGUUGUGCUGCACGUUGGUUCAGAAACUUUUCGAAAUGA